GCUGCAACAGUAUGUGUAAGAUCAAUGCUGCACUUUAAAACAUCAAGCAAGGAAAAGGAUCUUUCUGUAUGCGCCUUAGGACAUUAGGACAACUUGAGUAAGCCACGCAACCUGAAACAUGGCAGGGACAUCAACAAAUAUGCAAGCUCUGCAUGAGUCAUUCAAAAGUUUUGCAAUGCAUGGGGAUACCAAGGCAACUGGGAGUGAAAUGAAUGGGAAAAACUGGUCCAAAAUCUGCAAAGAAUGCCACGUUAUUGAUGGCAAAACAGUCACCUCAACUGACGUGGACAUCCUAUUUUCAAAAGUAAAAGCCAAAUCAGCUCGGGUAAUCACCUUCGAAGAAUUUAAGGCAGCUCUGGCCGAACUGGCUCCAAAACGGUUUAAAGGCCAAAGUCGCGAACAGGCAAUUCAGUCAAUUUAUGGUCUGAUUGCUGGAAAAGACCCAACUAACCUUGGAGUUACAGUUGCAACUAAAGCAGGAGGUGUUGAUAGACUGACAGAUACCUCUAAGUACACGGGCUCCCACAAGGAACGUUUUGACGAAAGUGGAAAAGGCAAAGGGAUAAGCGGCAGGGAGUACAUAGCAGAAAACACAGGUUAUGUUGGGAAUUACAAGGGAGCUGGAACAUACGAUGAGAAAGUAAAAAAAUAGCAGGAAUCAGGAUGGUUCCGCUGAAGGACACAACAGCAUCCAUGCGCCCAUCAUCGUUCCUUGUUCAGUUGCUUAAGGUCCUCUGGUGUUUACAUUAAAAAAUCAAAUUACAUCUCUAUUUUUACUUUGAACUAUC
Messenger RNA from Leucoraja erinaceus (little skate), 788 nucleotides. Its product is annotated as tubulin polymerization-promoting protein family member 3-like. Lineage: Eukaryota; Metazoa; Chordata; Chondrichthyes; Rajiformes; Rajidae. The record is from RefSeq and is a predicted model, not a curated record. The coding region runs from base 119 to 652 and encodes 177 amino acids. Gene Ontology annotation, biological process: positive regulation of protein polymerization; microtubule bundle formation; microtubule polymerization. Gene Ontology annotation, cellular component: microtubule. Gene Ontology annotation, molecular function: tubulin binding. The transcript has 4 exons.